AUGUUGAUACUUCCGCAGGAGCUCAUCGCCGAAAUACUUUCUACACUACCCGUUGAAUCUCUGGUACGUUUUCAGUGCGUUUCGAAGGCAUGGCUCUCUCAAAUCAAUGACCCAUAUUUCAUAAAGAUGCAUCUCCACACCAACAGACAACGCAGUCUCAUUGGGAGGAAACGUAAGUCGAAUCGUUGGCCAGAGGAAUACUACUUGGUUAACAUUUCCAACGAGGAUCGGUUAGGGGAUCCCGUUAAGAUCUUCCCACCAUUAUACCGUUCAGAAAACGUCAAGUACCGCACCUCAGUGAUAGGCUCUUGCAACGGCUUGGUUUGCAUCCUCUUCUUUUGCAACCGCAAAUAUGGUUCUCAUUAUGAAAUUGGGAUUUGGAACCCAUCAAUCAGAAAACACAGAAGAGUACCCUUUGAGCCUGUAGACGAUAAGCACAAGCAAGGAGUGCGAGUCAAUAGUCUCAAUUUAGCAUUCUGGUAUGACCCAGUCAACACCGAUUACAAGGUUUUAAGGAUUGUGAAAUUUGAUGAUCCGGAAUCCAAAACAAAGAGCCUUGAAGAAGUUCAGGUAUAUAGUCUGAAAGCACAUUCUUGGAGAAGAAUAGAAGAUCAAUUGCCUUACAAGGAGCCAUUUAUUAUUUCUUCGUCCCAAUCGGUUUUCACCAACGGUGCUCUUCAUUGGUUUGUUACGAGUGCAACUGGAAGGACCAUUCUCGCAUUCGAUCUCACCACCGAGAAAUUUGGAGUGCAAACGCUUCCGUUCACACUCCAUUCGUUUGGUAAUUUGAUGGUUUUAGAAGGAUCGCUCUGUGCUUAUGCAUACACUAAUCAGGCUACAGGCGUUUGGAUGAUGAAGGAGUAUGGGGUGACGAGCAGUUGGAGUCGAGUUCAUACGGUGCCUUUGACUUUCUUCUACCGCCAAUUGCUAGCGUUUUCAAAGGAUGGCAAAAAGCAAUUGUCGGUCAUCGGGAUCAAGUUGGCGCCGGAGUCCGACAACUUCCAGUCGCCGGAAACCUGCCAGCGCCGGAAUCAGGUCACCGGAAUUCUGCCGGUGCAGGAAUCAGGCGCCGGAAUUCUGCCGGUACCGGAAUCCGGCACCGGCAGACCAAAUUCCGGCCGGGAUAUCGCCGGAUUCCGGCCAAGCCGGUCGUAUCUGGACGGACCUGGGUAUUGA
Alnus glutinosa is the source of this 1176-nucleotide messenger RNA. RefSeq names its product F-box protein CPR1-like. Lineage: Eukaryota; Viridiplantae; Streptophyta; Magnoliopsida; Fagales; Betulaceae. The transcript is spliced from 2 exons. The record is from RefSeq and is a predicted model, not a curated record. Bases 1 to 1176 code for a protein of 391 amino acids. Gene Ontology annotation, molecular function: protein binding.